Molecule: messenger RNA, 2691 nt
Organism: Aspergillus steynii IBT 23096
Lineage: Eukaryota; Fungi; Ascomycota; Eurotiomycetes; Eurotiales; Aspergillaceae
Product: alpha-L-rhamnosidase
Exons: 2
Coding region: 1-2691 (896 amino acids)
Biological process (GO): carbohydrate metabolic process
Source: RefSeq, a predicted model, not a curated record
AUGCCAACAAUCACCAACCUCCGAUUCGAACACUACCACGCCCCAAACACCCUGGGCGUGCAAGAAACCCGCCCCCGACUCUCCUGGCGCUUCCAAAAUGCCCCAGCCAGUUUCCAACAGGCAGGGUAUGAGGUCGAGCUCUCGCAGCAGAUAUUCUCUUCUAACUCCACCUCAACCUCUACAUUUCGCGUGAACUCGCCCUCUGCACGACUUGUCCCAUGGCCAGACCCUCAACCUCUCCAAUCCCGACAAAGGAUCUCAGCCCGCGUCCGCGCAUGGGAUGCCACCGGAGAAAGCACGGCCUGGAGUGACCCAGCGAGCCUGGAAGCUGGUCUCCUCUCCCGCUCCGAGUGGCAAUGCGAUCGCAUCGCUGCCCCCUGGGGACCUGGUACGUUAGCUGCAGACCCCGAGCAACUGUACCGCAAGGAGUUCUCAGCCUCGGCUCCGGUGGCACAGGCAAGACUGUACAUCACGGCUCAGGGUGUCUAUGAAGCGGACAUAAACGGACACCGCGUGGGCGACCAUUUCCUGGCGCCUGGCUGGACGACCUACGAUUCUCGACUGCAGUACCAGACGUACGACGUCACGGAGUUUCUUUCCACGGGAACAAACUGCAUCGGGGUGCGUGUUGCCGAGGGGUGGUUUUCGGGGCGUAUUGGGUUUGAAGGCGGACAUCGGAAUAUCUGGGGUCCGCAUACGGCGUUGCUGGCGCAAUUGGAGAUCGUGUACGCAGACGGGGAUGUGGAACGCGUCGUCACGGAUGGGUCGUGGACUGUGACGAAGGGUCCAAUUCAGAAGGGGGAGAUCUACGAUGGUGAGAAGUACGAUGCUCGGCUGGAGAUUGAGAAGUGGUCGUCUGUUGGGUGUGUGGAUGGGAAGUGGGAGGCGGUUCUUCGAAUGGACCCCUUGCCGGAGGUCGUGGAGCUGACCGCUGGGUAUGGGGAGCCUGUGAGGCGGAUUGAGGUCCUCAGUCCGGUGAAGAAGCUGGUCACUCCGUCUGGCAAGCUGGUGUUGGACUUUGGACAGAAUCUGGUUGGGUAUGUCCGACUGAGGAAUAUCAGGGGCCCGCGUGGCCAUCGCAUCACGCUGUCUCAUGCGGAGGUCUUGGAGAAGGAGGAGCUCUGUACGAGGCCGUUGCGCAUCUGUCAAGCGGUGGACGAGUAUACGCUGCGAGGAGAUCCAACUGGGGAAGAGUACGAGCCUCGCUUUACAUUCCAUGGCUUUCGAUACGCCCAGGUCGAUGGCUGGACGAGCGAUAUUGACCUGGAAGCCUCCGCAGAGGCCGUGGUCUGCCAUACCGACAUGAAGCCAUCCGGGUCCUUUUCCUGCUCCGAUCCCCUGCUCAACAAGCUAUACCAAAACAUCGAAUGGGGCAUGCGAGGCAAUUUCCUAUCCGUCCCCACAGACUGUCCCCAGCGUGACGAGCGACUCGGAUGGUCCGGCGACCUGGCCUUGUUCGCUCCCACUGCAACCCUCAUCUACGACUGUUUCGGCAUGCUACGCAACUGGCUGAUCGACGUCGAGCACGAUCAGAAAGUCCUCGACGGUGUCCCAGCAAUGGUGACUCCGAACGCAACCCUCCCUGACCCGAUCUGGUGUCGUCGCCAACCCUGCGCCAUCUGGCACGACGUGACGAUCCUCGCCCCGUGGGCUUUAUACCAGGAGACCGGAGACAAGAACAUUCUCCGCCAGCAAUACGACAGCAUGACGACGUGGAUGGAGACCCUUCCGCGCAACAAAACCGGCGCCACGCAUCUCUGGGACACCAGCAUCUUCCAACUCGGCGACUGGCUCGACCCAGCUGCACCGCCCUCCGCGCCGUGGAAAGGCCUCACCGACGCCAAAAUGGUCUCCAACGCCUUCCUCAUCCACAGCCUGGACCUGAUCUCCCUCAUCUCCAGCAUCCUCGACCACCCCACCGCCGCAAAAGACUACUCCAACGACGCCACACUCGCGCGCGAACAAUUCCAAUCCGAAUACGUAACUCCCAACGGACGAAUCGCCUCCGACUCACAAGCCGCCUACACCCUCGCCAUAACCUUCGACCUGUUGACACCCGCCCAAAGGAUCCGCGCAGGAUCCCGGCUCGUCGAACUCGUCCGCAAGAAUAACUUCCACAUCGGCACGGGGUUCGCGGGGACGCCGUUUCUCUGCGAGGCGCUGCUUCGUACGGGCCAUGUGCAGGUUGCAUAUGCCAUGUUGACGGAGAAAACGUGUCCGUCGUGGUUGUAUCCUGUGACGAUGGGUGCUACGACAGUCUGGGAGCGGUGGGAUAGUAUGCUUCCUGAUGGAUCGAUUAAUCCUGGUGAGAUGACGUCGUUUAAUCAUUAUGCGUUUGGAGCGAUUGCGAGGUUCUUGUAUGAGAGGGUGGCGGGGUUGGAGAGGGUUGAGGCGGGAUGGAAGCGGUGCCGUGUAAGGCCGGCAAUUGGGGGUGAUAUUAGGAGUGCGAGGGCACAGCAUGAGACGCCGUUUGGGGUGGUUUCGUGUGCGUGCGAGACGAGAAAGGGGGAUGGGGUGGAGGACAGGGUUGAGAUUGAAGUUUGUGUGCCGUAUGGGGUUGUGUGUGAGGUGGUGAUUCCGGAGGGAGAGGGAGAGAGAACGGAGGUGGUGGGCGCUGGAGAGUGGCAGUUUCACGGUGUCUUCAGGAGGGAUUAUGAGUGGCCUGUGAAGCCGCUGCCGCCGAAGUCUUAG